AAGAAACCCUCCUGCGCGGAGGUUCCGAGUCAGAUUUGGAUAUCGUGCGAAGCCGACUCGCGCGCAGUCAAACACGACUCCGCCAGGCGAAAAUUCGACUCCGCACGUCAUCUCCCUCUCGUAUAAAGCUUCGCUUCCGCUCGGGAGAUGCUGGGUAACGCAUCCGAUUCGAUUCCAGAUUCGACCCUGUUUCGAUCCGUUGAGAUUCCGGAACAUCAGACCCCGCCGAUCCGAUCGCGGAACCGGCCAUGGAGUUGUUCUCGUCGUCUCUGGCGGACGUGCUGACGAAGAUCGCCAUGUUCCUGGUGGUCCAAGCCCUGGUCUACCUCAUCCUCUCCAAAUCCUCCGACGUCUUCUCCAAGGACAAGAAGCCGAGGUCCCUCAGCUUCAAACCGGCCCGCUCCGUCAGCAUCCGCCGCAUCCUCGCCGCCCUCUCCGACUUGCCGGCCGGCGGCGAGCCGUCGCCGAGGCCCGAGCGCCCCCAAGUCAAGGAGGACGACGACGACUCCUCUGCGAAUUGAUUGGUCCGCAAAAGAGCGCUUUGUAUCAUUCGGAUGUAAAUACAGUUUUGUGUGGUGAUUCGUGUUUUUCGUCAUCUGUAAAUCGAUCAGGCGUGG
This is a messenger RNA of Syzygium oleosum, 617 nucleotides long. RefSeq lists its product as uncharacterized. Lineage: Eukaryota; Viridiplantae; Streptophyta; Magnoliopsida; Myrtales; Myrtaceae. The transcript has a single exon. The coding region runs from base 249 to 521 and encodes 90 amino acids. The record is from RefSeq and is a predicted model, not a curated record.